GAGACUUAGUUGGAGAAGUGAAGCUGGCUAAGUCUCAGCAUUUAGAAACAAAAGCCCUGGGACAUCAAAGAGACUGACUGUGCGAAAGAGAGAGAGAGAGAGAGAAAUAGAAAGAGAGAGAGACAGAAGCUACAGACUGAAUGUGUGUAAUGCAGAAAUACGAGGGUUCUGCAGCGCAGGGUCUUGUUCCGGGGCUCCAGGAUUUUGGAAAAAUAUUUUUUAUCAGAACUUAAAGAAACAUUUUUUAAAAAAUAAUUUUAAGUCCUGUGAAUUCGAACAACUUCAACGACACACUCGCUCACUCCGUCGGAUUGCUUGGCCUGGGGCAGCUACCGUGAAACAAAAAUCCAUGACGACUACAUUUUUGAAGUUCUCACGGAGAGAGAGUACUCUCUUCAUUUUGGAAACCGCAUGAACUAAAGUAGUAAGACAAUAGGGAGAAGGAGUUGGAGCGCUUACCGUUUUAUUAUUUGUCGCAUUUGCACGAAAAUGCAGAAGGCGCACUUUUGCACGCCGGGGAUCUGCGGGAUGUUCCUGUUCUUCUUGUCCUGUUCCGCUCAUACAAGACAAGGUUAUUUAAUCACAGCCCCCUCGAUUUUUCGUGCAGGGGUUGAAGAGACCAUCAGUGUUACCAUUUUUAACCCCCUGAAAGAGACAAAGGUGCAGGUCCAGCUGGCUAUCAAAGGGGAGACAGUGGCACAUAGUCAUGGGACAGUCCUAGAGAAAGGAUCUGUUAAACUGAAGGUACCAUUUGGUCUACGUGGCCAGGCUCAUUUGAAGAUAUGGGGUAACCGUAAUCUCACUGAUGAGGGCUUCAUUUUCUACAACUAUACUACAGUUACCAUUGAUCCAAAGGGCUCUUCGGUCUUCAUCCAGACAGACAAGCCAGUUUACAAACCCAAGCAGAAAGUACUGAUCAAUGUAUUCUCCAUCACCCCUGAUCUGCGGCCCAUUGAUGCCAAGAUUCAAGCUUAUAUUGUGGAUCCACGUGGAUCAAGGAUGAUACAGUGGUCUGAUCCGAAACCAGUUUGCUGUGGAAUUGUGAACAUGAGUUUCCCAUUGUCUGACCAGCCUGUUUUUGGAGAGUGGUUGGUCUUUGUAGAAAUGCAAGGACACACUUAUAAUCGGUCAUUUGAGGUACAGAAAUAUGUCCUACCAAAGUUUGAGUUGAUCAUUAUCCCUCCAAGGUACAUCAGAGAUCUCAGCUCAUGUGAAAAGGGUACAGUGACUGCAAGAUACACAUUUGGCAAACCUGUACUAGGAAAGUUGAUUGUCAACAUGACUGUGAACGGAGUGGGAUAUUACCGUCAUGAAGUUGGGCACACGGUUGUGAAAACAACAGAGAUUAAUGGAUCAACACAUUUUGAUAUCUGUGUGAAGCAUAUGAUGCCAGUAGAUGUGGCAGAUCAUUUUCGAGGCUCUGUUAACAUCUGGGCAACUGUUAUCAGUGUGGACGGAAGCAGACAGGUGACUUUUGAUGACUCUACGCCUGUUCAUAAACAGCUGAUUGAUAUCAAGUACUCAAAGGACACCAGAAAGCAAUUCAAACCUGGUCUGCCUUACAAAGGCAAGGUGGAGGUGACGUUUCCUGAUGGCAGUCCAGCAGAUGGAGUGACUGUUCGGAUUAAGGCUGAGCUCACACCAAAGGACAAUGUUUACACCAGCGAACUUAUCUCAAAAAAUGGCUUGGUUGAAUUUGAAAUUCCAUCAAUACCAACUGCUGCCCAGUAUGUCUGGUUGGAGACCAAAGUGACUGCUGUUGAUGGUCAAGCAUCAGGAGAUCAAUACCUGCCCAACUACCUUUCAAUCAGCAGCUGGUUUUCUCCCAGCAAAUGCCACAUUCAGCUCCAAGCUCCCAGCGUGCCUUUGCAGGUGGGAAUGGAGGCGCAGAUUGCUCUUAAAUCAACAUGCUCCUGUGAUUUCACACUGCACUAUGAGUUGGCAUCCCAUGGCAACAUUGUGCAGUCUGGCUAUCAAGCAGCCAAUGUUACCCUGCAGAGGAGCAGGAGGGCUACUGUGACUUUUGACAAGAAUGUUCAUGCCACAUCUCCUACUGGGUCAAACGUGACCCAACAACCAUCGACAGAACCAGACAGCUGCAUGACUACCCUGCACUUCCCUGUGACACAUAACAUGGUUCCACUUAGCCGACUCCUGGUGUACUAUGUUCGAGAAAGUGGUGAAGGUGUUACGGACAGCAUUCAGAUCCAUGUCAAGCCAGCAUUUGAGCACCAGGUUUCACUCAGUCUAUCCUCCAAUGAAUCAAUGCCUGGCGAUGUGGUGGACAUCAUUCUCAGAGGGGAGAAGAGCUCUUGUGUAUGUGUGGCAUCAAUUGACAAAAGUCUGUAUCUGCUGAAACCUGGUUUCCAGAUUACCACUGAAAAGAUCUUCCAAGAGUUAGCAGACUUUGAUGUAUCAGAUGUCUUUGGAGCUCCCAAGGAAGAUGGCCAUUUCUGGUGGCCUGGCCUAACAUCUCGAAGACGUCGACGCUCCUCUGUUUUCCCAUGGCAUUGGGACAUUACAAAAGAUGCACACUUUGCUUUUACUGAAACAGGCCUGCUAGUCAUGACGGAUGUGGUCAGCUUGAACCAUCGUCAAAAUGGAGGGAUGUACACCGAUGAAGCUGUGCCUGCCUUCCAGCCCCAUACUGGCACAAUGGUUACAGCCAUGCACCCUCGAAGCACUGCAAGGGCAGAUAAAAGGAAGAGAACGUUCUUUCCAGAGACAUGGAUAUGGCAAUGUCUCAAUAUCAGUGAAGCAUCUGGAGAAGAAAAGCUGCAAUUACAGGUUCCAGACUCCAUCACAACUUGGGUUACAGAAGCAAUUGGUCUUUCAGAGGGGAAAGGGCUUGGUAUUGCAAAGCAGACUGAGCUGAGGACCUUCAAGGAGUUCUUUGUUGAAUUCACCUUGCCAUAUGGUAUGGUUCGUGGAGAGCAGACCAAAAUCCCCCUCACAGUCUAUAAUUACCUCCCAGUUUGUGCAGAGGUUCAUGUCAAAGUCUCAAUUCCCCGGGGAGUUAAAUUUGUAGGACACCCAGGAAAGCACCAUUUGACCCGAAAGAAAUGUAUUGCUCCUGGAGAAGCCAAGCCCACCUUCAUUGUUCUGUCUUUUGGUGAUUUGGGCAUAGCAAACAUUUCAGCCCGCGCAUUUGCCUACAGUGAACCAAGCUGCUGUGAUGAGGGAGUACAGACACUAAAGAAUGGGAAAUACUUGGAUGAAAGUUAUGUUGACAAGAGGACUCCCAUUUCAAUGGAUUAUGUGCGAAGGAGUGUCCUGGUGCAGCCUGAAGGUCUUCCAAGGGAGUACACAUACAGUGUGUUUUUCUGCCCUAAUGAGAAAAUUCACAUUUCUACUCCAAACAAGUAUGAGUAUCAAUAUGUGAAGAAGCCCGGCAAGAUGACCCUUUUUAGUGUAGCUGUGAAAGCUCACAAUGAUGUACAUGUGGCACUUACCACUGGACCCCAUGACACUGGAGAAAUGAUAGAGAUAGUGAUUGGAGGACGGCAAAACUCCUACACGUGGGUUUCUGCCAGCAAGAUGGGUACUCCAGAGGUCAGCCAUAGUACACCAAACAUCUUGUCAUGGGAUGAAUUCCGCAGUUUCUGGAUCAGUUGGAAAACUGGUGUAAUCCAGGUAGGACAUGGGGCCCUGCCAGCUAAUGAGUCUGUGAUUGUUCAGUGGACUACCAUGAAGCCACUUCAGGUCAAAUACAUUGGCUUCUCAACUGGUUGGGGAUCAAUGGGAGAGUUCAAAAUCUGGAAGAAACAAGAAUCUGAUGAGAACCACAAUGAGGCAUUCACUCUGGGUGUUCCACACAAUGUGGUGCCAGGCUCCGAGAGGGCUACUGCUUCCAUGAUCGGGGAUGUAAUGGGACCUACACUAAGCAACCUGGACAGUUUGCUGCGACUGCCUUUUGGAUGUGGAGAACAAAACAUGAUUCACUUUGCUCCUAAUGUCUUUGUGUUAAAGUACCUUCAGAAAACACGACAACUGCACCAAGAUGUGGAGAGUGAAGCCACUGAUUACCUUCUUCAAGGGUACCAACGACAACUGACCUACAAGCGACAAGAUGGCUCCUACAGUGCCUUUGGGGAAAGGGAUUCUUCUGGCAGUAUGUGGUUGACAGCCUUUGUGCUGAAGUCCUUUGCACAGUCUCGGGCCUUCAUCUUCAUUGACCCAAAAGAAUUAGACACUGCUAAAGACUGGAUUAUUGAACACCAAAGAGAGGAUGGCUUUUUCCCAGCAGUUGGCCGCAUUCUCAACAAGGACAUCCAGGGAGGUAUCCAUGGCAAGAUUUCUUUAACAGCUUAUGUGGUAGCUGCUCUUUUAGAAACUGGAAUAACAUCUGAGGCAGAGAAGACUGCAGUGGCAAAAGCAAAGGUCUUCUUGGAAACCAAUGUGUACUCUGCAGAGGAUCCAUACACCACUGCACUCACAGCCUACGCCCUCACACUUCUGCGUAGCAACUAUGCACCUUCAGCUCUCCGCAAGCUCAACAGCAUGGCCAUCACACAGGAUGGAUUUACACACUGGAGUCUAACAGGAACAACAGUUACAGAUGAAGACACUUUUAUGGGCUUUAAUGAUGGACUUUCUCAGUCAGUGGUUUCAGCUGAGGUGGAGAUGACGGCAUACGCCCUCCUGACCUACACCCUUUUGGGAGAUGUGGCCACAGCUCUACCAGUAGUGAAGUGGUUAUCUCAGCAGAGAAACUCAAUGGGAGGUUUUUCCUCUACACAGGAUACCUGUGUGGCUCUGCAAGCUCUUUCUGAAUAUGCAAUCCUAUCAUUUGUGGGUGGGGUGAACCUGACUAUCUCACUGGCAUCAACAAAUUUGGAUUUUCAGGAAACCUUUGAACUAAACAAACUGAAUGAGAAGAUUCUCCAAACUGCUGUAAUUCCCAGUAUUCCCACAGGACUGUUUGUUAGUGCCAAAGGAGAAGGUUGCUGUCUUAUGCAGAUUGAUGUAUCAUACCAUGUUCCUGAUCCAGUGGCCAAACCAGCUUUCCAUUUGACAGUGCACCUCAAAGAACCAAAGUCAGAUAGGCAUCACAAUCACCGAAUUCCAGUGACUCGGACAAAAUCACGUGCAGAUAACCGGUCAGAGAUAAGUCGACGACGCCGUCGAGCUGCCAUGGAUGAUGAUGAUCCAGCUUCUGACCAAGACCGUCAGGAGUACAAAGUCACACUUGAGGCUUGUGCCAGAUGGUUGCAUUUUGGUUCAUCUAACAUGGCAGUAUUAGAGUUUCCUUUGUUGUCAGGCUUCCGAGCUGAUGUAGAAAGUCUAGAGAAGCUUCUUUUGGAUAAGAAGGUAGGACUAAAGAGAUAUGAGAUAGAGGGCCGGAAGGUUCUGUUUUACUUUGAUGAGAUUCCCAGCCAGUGCACAAGUUGUGUACAGUUCCUGGCUUUUCGAGAAUAUAUAGUUGGGAAAACCGCUCCCGUUCCUGUUAAAAUCUAUGACUACUAUGAGCCAGCCUUUGAAGCCACACGUUUCUACAAUGUGAGUGAAAACAGCCCACUAGCCAGAGAGCUUUGUGAUGGUCUAACCUGCAAUGAAGUGGAGAGCUCAGCUACCCAGUGGACUGGAUUCAUGCAGUCAGGUAUUUGCAAUAACGUUUUUGGCUGCUUGGAGACAGAGGAACAAUUUGAGCAGUGCACAUGUUACCGAGAUUGCGGCUACGAUGGCGAACCAGUGUGUGCUUCGGAUGGUGUGGUCUACCAAAACCAGUGCCAAAUGGAAGUGGCAGCAUGUCGCAAUACCACCCACAUUGAACAAGUGCCUAUGUCGAGAUGUCCAUCCCUGGAAAAUUUGCCUGAAGAAAAAGAACCAGUUACUGUUUCUGUAGAGCGGCAUGGUCCAGAUGCUCUCCAGACAGCAGAAGAGGAGCCUGGACGACAGACAGAACUGUCUUACUACACCUAUGAAUAUGAUGGUGACCCCUUUGUCGCUGAAGGUGAAGGGACUUUUGACUUUGUGGGUGAGAGGGUGCCAGAGACGGAACAAAAAGUAGAAGAUGAACCACAAAUACUGGAGACACAAUAUGCUACCACACAGUGAAAAAAAUGGAUUCAGAUGACAAGAAGAACCACUUGUACAGUUUUUUUAUAUUGAAAAGAUGUUGGACUGGCUUAAGUGGAAAUUGACGACUAUUUAUGCAUGAGCAAAUGUGCAAGUCUGGGAACAGUUGUGGCCUUGUAAUGUUUCACCAUUGUGGUCCUUUUUUACCUUGUAAGGUGUAUUAAGCUACACAAGACACAAAGCUGGUCUAUUUGUUACAUUUUAAUUUGAUUUUGAUGUAAUCUUUAAAAAAUGUAUUUAUGUUUGUAAUUAUUAUGAGCACACUGUUUUAUGAAAAAACAUGUCUGUAACUGUGAUAUUUAUUUUUUAUUAGCUAUAGCAUUUUUAUGUUGUCCUAAUUGUUUUUUUGUUACUUAAAGUUCAACCCCACAGUGUUUCUUCAAUCAUAUUUCACCACCUACAAAUUAUCAAAACAAAGGAAUAUAUGAAUGUUCUAGCAUAAUUGUGGCUUAAAAAUAUAAGUUGGAAAAUCAAACUUCCAGGAUAUUUUAGUAAAGUGGGAAUUCACAAAGAGAUAUUUAUAACCCCAGAUGUCCUUAAAACAUGCCACACAACAUUUCUACUCUAGAUGAAAGUAAAUCUUUUUUGUGUUUGAAAAAAUGAUAGAAACAGCACAUUAUGUAUAGGGAA
Messenger RNA from Erpetoichthys calabaricus (reedfish), 6708 nucleotides. It is a transcript of the gene cpamd8, whose product is annotated as C3 and PZP like alpha-2-macroglobulin domain containing 8. Lineage: Eukaryota; Metazoa; Chordata; Cladistia; Polypteriformes; Polypteridae. Gene Ontology annotation, cellular component: extracellular region. The record is from RefSeq and is a predicted model, not a curated record. The transcript has 43 exons. The coding region runs from base 490 to 6057 and encodes 1855 amino acids. Gene Ontology annotation, molecular function: endopeptidase inhibitor activity; protein binding.